Cyphellophora attinorum is the source of this 1092-nucleotide messenger RNA. RefSeq lists its product as uncharacterized. The transcript has a single exon. The record is from RefSeq and is a predicted model, not a curated record. Bases 1 to 1092 code for a protein of 363 amino acids. NCBI's taxonomy places the organism in Eukaryota, Fungi, Ascomycota, Eurotiomycetes, Chaetothyriales, Cyphellophoraceae.
AUGGCGUACCACUACGGCGUACCUCCGACCCACUACACCAAAUUCUACGACCCAGAGUCGCCAUACAGCUCCAACGAGUAUGUGUACCACGCGGCCUACGACCAGACACCGAAGCGAUCUGGUCAUGUCCGUCGUACCAGCUAUUCACCACGCGAGGGUGGUUAUUACAGCCCUGCUGGUGGAUCUCCGCCGUGGUACGAGUCGCAAGACUACGCUACUCCGCGAAAGAAUGUAUAUGUGAGUACCGACAAUGACGGCACUCGACGUCGAUAUGAUUUCGCAAACACCAAAUACCAUACACGCACAAAGAGCCAGCAGACACAGCCCAUCUAUCGAAAUGGUGGUUCUGGGUACUACACUGAGCCGCGAGUAACACAUCGAACUCCAACAAAAAGUUCGGCGAAGGCAGCUGCUGAUGAGUAUGUUUACCACCAACAGGAAAAGGUUUAUUCAGAAGCACCUCGUCGCACCAGUACCAAGACCAGAAGGGCGUCAACAACCACCAAGCCGACUCACAAGUCCAAGCCAAGUUACACAGCUCCAGUGGCAACGGAUGACGACGCAGCUCGCGCUGGCAUACCUCCUGGGUAUUCCAUCAAGAACUGGGAUCCGACUGAGCUUCCGAUCAUCCUUCUUGGGUCUGUCUUCGACGCCAAUUCUCUUGGCAAAUGGAUAUACGAUUGGACGGUAUUUCGAUACACUGCGUCUCACCCAUUUGCCGAUGUAGCCGGCGAGAUGUGGUUGCUCCUCAUUAAGCUCGCUGGAAAGAUGAAGCGUGCCGAUGAGUGUCUACCUCGCAUUCGCUCCGCGGACUCUCGCGAACUCAUCACCGAUUUCCUUGAGAGUGCCGAUCGACUCUGGGACAAGUUCAAGGCCCUGCUCAAGGAGUGCGAGUACUACAUGCUGAAGGCUGCCAAGCGAGAGGGUAGCAAGAAGAUGGGGCGCAAUGCUGGAACCGAGUUUGUCGAUUCCAUGUUCAACAAGAAUCGUUACCUGGAUUCGACUGAGCGACUCAUGCAGAGUAUGCGCACCUGGAACCAUCGGUUCGAUGCAAAUUGCGAAGAAAUUCUUCGCCGCCCAUCCCUCGCUUGA